AUGCACGAGUUCCCCGAAGAGCCCGUGCCGCUUAUCACGUUUAGCGAAGAUGAAGAGCAGCUCAAGAUCAAUGAAGAAUCUGUAGAGCUUCUACGUCGUAUCGAUGGCCAUAUAGCGGUUGUGGCUAUGGCUGGUCUCUAUCGUACAGGCAAAAGCUCCAUGCUUAAUUGGUUGCUAGACAGACAGAGCGGAUUUCGUGUGGGACCCACUAUUGAGCGCUGUACACGUGGUAUUUGGCUCUGGGGUCAUCCACAGAAACGAACGAUGGCUAAUGGAAAAGAUGUUUGGGUGCUUAUGCUAGACACGGAGGGCAUGGGCGGUCUUGAGGCUUCACAGCAGUACGACGCACGUAUUUUCUCAUUGGCUACGUUACUGUGCUCCAAACUUAUUUUCAAUAGCCAAGGGAGUGUGGAUGAAAAAGCCAUUGGUGGAUUGAGCUUUAUUGCCAACUUGGCGAAGCAUAUUAAGUUUAGUGCUUCGGUGGAUGAGAAAGAAGACGAAGACGUGAUGCAGUUCCACAAUUUCUUCCCGUCUUUCUUGUGGGUGGUGAGAGAUUUUACAUUGGAGCUGGUUGAUGAAGAUGGCGACGAGAUCUCGAGUAGUGACUAUCUAGAGCGAGCACUGGCAGACCAGCCACGCACUCCAGCCAAUAUGGAGCGCAACCGGAUCCGCGCUAUGAUGAAAGAUUUUUUUCGUGAACGCGACUGCGUCACACUGGUUCGUCCUGUGCACGACGAGACGAAAUUGCAGCAGGUGGACGCGAUGCCGAUUGAAGAGCUUCGUUCAGAGUUUCAGCAGCAGCUCAGUGACGUUAAGCGGAUCGUGUAUGGCGACAGUUUACAGCCCAAGAUGCUGCAGGGCAAGCCUUUGAAUGGCAGCAUGUUCGCCGGCUUGUUGCAAGCCUACGUAGCUGCAAUUAAUAGUGGUGGUGUUCCCGUUAUUACGUCUGCGUGGGAAGGAGUGACUGCGAGUGAGUGCCGCAAGGCGAUGGCCAUCGCUUCUGAAGCGUUUAAGAAGAGGCUCAGCUCUCUGGACCUGCCUCUUGACGACGAAGACCUAAUGGAAGCAAUCCAGGAUGCCGAAGAGCAAGCUGUGGCACACUACCGUGCUGCUGCGCUCGGAGAUAGUGCGUCGAAUCUGGAGGUUGAUCUACGCAAGCGUAUGGAAGACGACAAGGCUGCUUGUGCACGCAACAAUGUAGCCCAGAGCAAAGAGAUGUGCGAACGCUUGCUCCAGGUGCUUUAUGCCGAACAGAUUCAGCCAAAGCUGACCUCUGCCAACGACAACGACUCGGGCGGCUUUGCUGACAUGCAACAGUUCUCGCGCGAGUGGUUGGCAUUCCGUGACGCUUACUUGAAAAAGGCUCGUGGCGGUGCUAAACUUGAGUGUUUGUUGACCUUCUCCGAGGCCAAGUACGCCGAGGCCAUGCGAAUUCUCUUGAGCCGACAGGAAGAAGGUUACGAGAAGAAAAUUAGAACACUCCAAGGCGAUGUAUCGAAGGUAAAGGAGGAACUGGGCAGCGUUGGUGGCCGAGAGCAGAUUUACAAGGAACAGAUCGAGCAGAUGCAGGUACAGUCGUCGCAGAUAUUGUCUGAAAAGGCACGUUUUGAGGCCGAGGCUGAGGCUCAACGUGAACGUAUCGCUGACCUAGAGAGCAUGCUGCAAGACGAGGCCGCGACGAAGCAGCACGUAGAGAUCGAGCGCGAAUCAACUGGUCUAAAACUCACGAGUGAGACGCAAAAGCGCGAGGAAAUCGACAGUGAGCUAGCGCGCAUGAAAUCGGAGUACGACCGCAUAGUUCAGGAGAAGGAGCGUCAGGAGAUGGAGCUCAAUUUAUUAAGCGAAGAGUGCCAACAGCUGCGCAAGGGCCAGACUUGCGGCUGUGUCAUCUCCUAA
Peronospora farinosa is the source of this 1896-nucleotide messenger RNA. The record is from the annotation of a GenBank genome assembly. NCBI's taxonomy places the organism in Eukaryota, Oomycota, Peronosporomycetes, Peronosporales, Peronosporaceae.